CCUCUCUAGUCUGACCCCGCCCCCUCCCUGUCGUUCUGCGUUUGACAGCGACUAAAGUUUCCUGAGAGUCUCCGACACCGUCCCUUUCUCAGUGUUGUUCGGCUUCAUUUCGAUCGGUCGUUGUGUACGUGUCUGUAAUGAUGGAAUAAGAAGUUAUCAUGGUGGUGAAUUCAGUGCACUGGUUUCGCAAAGGUCUGCGGCUGCACGAUAAUCCAGCGCUGCAGGAGGCCCUGAAUGGAGCGGACACAGUGCGCUGUGUUUAUAUCCUGGACCCAUGGUUCGCUGGCGCCGCUAACGUAGGAAUCAAUCGAUGGAGGUUUCUGCUGGAGGCACUGGAUGACCUGGACAGCAGUCUGAAGAAGCUCAACUCCAGGUUGUUUGUAAUCAGAGGACAGCCAACUGAUGUUUUCCCAAGGCUUUUCAAGGAGUGGAAAGUGACCAGGUUAACAUUUGAAUAUGACCCAGAGCCUUAUGGGAAGGAGAGGGACGGGGCCAUCAUCAAGAUGGCCCAGGAGUUUGGAGUGGAGACCAUUGUCAGAAACUCACACACCCUCUACAACCUGGACAGGAUAAUAGAGAUGAACAACAACAGUCCUCCUCUGACCUUUAAGAGGUUUCAGACCAUCGUGAGCCGACUGGAGUUGCCGAGGAGACCUCUGCUUCCUGUCACCCUGCAGCAGAUGGACAAAUGUCACAUUAAAAUAGCUGACAACCAUGACCAGCUCUACAGUAUACCUUCACUAGAAGAACUAGGUUUCAGGACAGAGGGUUUACCUCCAGCUGUGUGGCGGGGAGGAGAAUCAGAGGCUUUGGACAGGCUCAACAAACAUCUGGACAAGAAGGUGUGGGUGGCCAACCUGGAGCACCCUCGGGUCAGCACAUGCUCUCUGUAUGCCAGUCCUACUGGCCUCAGCCCCUACCUGCGCUUCGGCUGCCUGUCCUGCAGGGUGUUGUAUUACAACCUCAGAGAGCUCUACAUGAAGCUCCGUAAGCGUUGCAGCCCUCCUCUGUCCCUGUUUGGCCAGUUGUUAUGGAGGGAAUUCUUCUACACAGCUGCCACCAACAACCCAAACUUUGACCGCAUGGAAGGAAACCCCAUCUGUGUCCAGAUCCCAUGGGACCAGAAUCCAGAGGCACUGGCCAAGUGGGCUGAGGGUCGGACUGGGUUUCCCUGGAUCGACGCCAUCAUGACCCAGCUGAGACAGGAGGGUUGGAUCCACCACUUGGCCCGACACGCUGUGGCCUGUUUCCUCACCAGGGGAGACCUGUGGAUCAGCUGGGAGAGCGGCAUGAAGGUGUUUGAGGAGCUGCUGCUGGAUGCAGACUGGAGUGUAAAUGCUGGGAGCUGGAUGUGGCUGUCCUGCAGUGCCUUCUUCCAGCAGUUCUUCCACUGCUACUGUCCUGUCGGCUUUGGAAGGAGAACUGACCCAUCAGGAGACUACAUCAGGCGUUACAUCCCCAUCUUAAAGGACUAUCCCAACCGGUACAUCUACGAGCCGUGGAACGCCCCAGAGACGGUGCAAAAGGCAGCUAACUGUGUGGUGGGAGUAGAUUAUCCCAAACCUAUGAUCAACCAUGCAGAGGGCAGCAGACUCAACAUUGAGAGGAUGAAACAAGUUUAUCAGCAGCUCUCCCAUUACAGAGGACUCAGUCUCCUAGCAUCAGUACCAACGAUCCAGGAGGAGGCAGAACCACCAAUGACCGAUGAAUCCCAGACUAGCAGUGGCCCUGACUCUCCUCCCAGAGGUCCUAUUGACAGUGAGGCAGCUGGCUGCUCAACAGCUCCUGAUUCGUCCACAGUCUGUGCGUCCUCCACCUGUGCCCUACAUCCAGACCUGGAGGACACACCCAGCAGUAACCUAUCCCAGACACCCUGCCCCUCCUCAGGCUCACAGACUCAGCCCUCUGCGGCUGUAACAUCUACAUCUGCCAGCCAUCCCACGUCCACGGCAGCUCCUCCCUCCCCAGCCUCAACACCGGUCCAGAGCCCUCUGUCAAAGUCUGAACCUUCCUCCCCUUCCUCUUCGUGUCUCACCUUGUCCCUGUCCCUCACUCCUGCCACAACCCUGGCUCAGACUUUUCACAAGAGGAAAGGCUUCACCCGCAAGGUGCGUCGCAGCCAGAGGCAGCGGGGGCAACAGAGCUGCAGGGAAGGAGAGAGGAGAGCAAAGGAAGAGGAGAGGGAGGACACAGGAGAGGAGGAGAGGAUGGAGGAGGAUGUUGAGCAGAAUGAAGAGAAAAUGGAAGAGGAGACCUCUGGAAAAAUGGCUGGACAUCAGCAGUGAGAUAAGGUGGAGUUGAAGAGAACAGUCUUCACAGCCAUGAUGGACAACUGGAUACACAAAGACAUACAAGAAGCAGUGUUAUGAUGCAGACAACGCACAGACAUAAGCAUACAUACAACACAUGUGGAAGCAGUACAGCAGCAUCUUACUCAUGUAAUAAGAACUUAUUUCAGGAAAUGAAGGUCACAAUCUUAAAAUGUAUGUAAGAAGAGCAAUGAGUAAUUUUUCUCUUGUACCAUUGCAUCAUAUGCAACAAAUAAGCAUAAACUGAAACUCUUACAUCCAUAUCCAGGAUGAAUCUGUACACCACAGUGUGUCUGUCUGCAGUAGCACCUCCCUGCUUCCCCUCUUCUAUAAAUGUCCUCUUCUACAUAUUAAGGAGUCUGAAUGUGUCCCGUCCAAACACACGGUCUCCACACCACACUCUGCUUUGAAAGAAGAGAUAAAGAGUCAUUUGAUAUAGCAGUGUAUUUUAACAUUUUGCAGUCAUUAUUUUGUAUAAUUGUGCUUUAUGAGAUUUUCGAAGUUGUGGGCAAUAACAGAGUCCCAGAGUGAUUAAACCAGAUCAUCCUGGGCCCUGGUCAGGGUGAAAACUGCCUGCUCUUCUUCUGUAGAGGCAGUUAGGAACAGACUCACUGACCUUCAGUGAAGUGUAUGAAAACAUAAUUUUAUGUUGUAGCUCCUCUUACUGUGCAGUCAUGGCCUGCUUCAGGAGACACUUAUAUUCAGCAUCCCACCUCCGAGGUCUAGAAGACAGACAUAAAAAGGAGCGUUCUCCACGGUCAUGUGACCCCGAUGAGCUAGGUUACCACAUUAAAACAAAAAGCAGCACCAGAACAGGAUUGAAACCAGAUGUUAAUAUGUAAAUGCCGAGUGUGAAUGUUGCUAGCAGCAGGUUAAUUUAUAGUCCACCCUCAGUCAUAAGUACCCUGUCUGUCUGUGGUGGAGGGUCACACAUCUCUGAAGGUAGAGUAGAUUGCUCAUUGAAGCAAUGUGAAUGAAUGAGAAAUUAAUUUAGAGAGUGUAGCUGUGGCGCAGAGGGGAUAAAGGUUUUGCUUUUGCCAUAUUUUUCUGUGGCAAUUGAAAAUACUGCCUGUGUGGAAAGAAUGUAGAAAAGACAGCAGAGUUUGUAUAUAAAAUAUGUAAAACCAUAACCUGUCUGUUUGCUAAGGGUCUGAUUAAGGGGAUUUCAUAAAGCCUUGUUUCUGCCUGAAUGUUUCUUCAUAAAAACAUCCACUGGAAGGCAAUAGACACAUCAUGUUCUGCAUAUGGUCUUUGAACAUUUACCAGACUGAAGAGUAUUUUUAUAAUAUUUUAACCUGCCAAUUAUUUUCUGGAUUAUCUGACUAUUAAUUAAACUGUGGACAGUAAACUGCCUAUCAUCAGCCCUGUCAGUCCAUGGUUUGCUGUCAGUUUACUGUCAUAGAACAGAGAGACGCUACAGAAUCACUUUAGUUCGAAUGCUUACCCAAAUGACGGUCAACAUUUGCAUAUGAAUUUUCUGUCAGUUACUGAUUAAUUAGGGCCCGAGCAACGAGUUGCGUGGGCCCAACGGGGCCAUGCAACGAGUUGCAAGGACCCUCUUGUUUUCGUUCGGUUUAUUAUUAUUAUUAUUAUUAUUAUUUUUUUUCUUCUUUUUCCGCCUCUUUGAUCGCCUUUUUGAAGGCCUUAACAUGCGUCAAAACUCCUGAAAAUUUGCAGACGCGUCAGGCACGGCGAAAAAUUUAAGAAUUUAGGGGUCUUGAGCAUGGGUGUGGCAAAAUGGCCUCGGUAGCGCCACCUACAUUUUUAAACGGAACAGCCCCUCAAGCCCGUUGCGCCUAAAAAUCUGAAAAUCUGCACACAUAUGUAACAUCCCAUGACGCACCAAAAAGUCUCUUGGAGCCAUAUUCUAAACCCAACAGAAAGUAUUUUUAUUUUGACCGGAAGGUGAAAAAAUUGUGUGUUUUUGGCCAUUUCCAGGGGUCGCUUGAACGCGAACUAGUCCUAGACGCAUUAUCCCAUUGACUUCAAAAUUUGAUAAUUUGUUCUUAAGACAUAGACGAUGUUAAAUUGCAAAAGUUUCGGACUUUUCAUUGAAGGGCGUGGAAGUUAUGGCCCCUCAAAGUUCGAUUACUCGCAACGAAACAGGAAGUUGCUUUAUAUUUGCUAUAUUUCGGCCAUACUUUGUCCAAACUGCAUCAAACUUUACAGGAUUGUUAAUGGUACCUAUCUGCACACAUCCAUAUGUCAAUAUUCAUACAAUUGUUGUAGCGCCACCUAUUUAUAGCAGGAAAUGACAUAUUUUAUAGUGUGAUGUCCAGUUUCUAGACGGGUGACCAGAUUCACUUCAAAUGUUGUCAGCCCCUCCUUGAGGAUUUUUUGGAAGACUGGCUCCGAAAAUUGUGAGUUUUGGUCGAAGCGUGUGCCGGUUCUGGCCCGUCAAAGUUCAGAAACCCAACUUCCUGUUUGAAACCUCAGAUUUUGGGGUAACUUCCUGUUGCGACUCUCUACUUUAUCCUAUAGAUGGAGCCAUUGUAUUACUCUUUGAUGGGUUUUUGGAAGGGGGUCUCUGUGUGUGUGUGUGUGUGUGUGUGUGUGUGUUUGUGUUUGUGUUUGAGGGGGGAGGGGAAGAGGAGUUGAUUGAGUCUGUGAGAAGCUGCCACAGAGAGGUUACAGUCAGGAGAGCCAAGAGCUGCUUUACACGCGGUAUAAAAACUUCAGUUAAGAUUUGAGCUGUCACUUGAGAAAGCAUCAUGCCAAAAACUAAGGAAAUCACUGUAGACUUGAAGAAUUGUCGAUGCUCAGGAAGCAGGAGAAGGAUAUACAAAGUUAUAACAGUAUUUCCAAGCGUCAAGAACUCAAAUGAGAAACGUCACCGAGAAAUUCAAGGAGAGCCACACUGUGCAGAACAAGCCUGGCAGAGGUAGGAAGCCAAAGAUUUCAAUGACCCUGGAAAGAAAACCAGUGAGAGACCUGUCUAAAGAACCCAUAAACGCUGCCAAGACACUAGUGAAUGACUUAGUUAAGUCUGAAAUUGUAGCCUCAAAGAAGAUUACAUGAAUUCAUGUAAUCUUACCAUAUGUCUCCCCUUGACCAAAGCUGAGCGUGGAUUGAUGCUGUCUUUACAGUUUGGUUUUGAUCAGUUAGGAAAUUUCACACGGGGUCAGCUGAUUUUUUUCGUGUUACUCAGUGUACGGCGACAGGAAAAGUGCACUAGGUCCACCGGCGUCGAGGUGAACCAGCUGAAUAUAAGCCACUCAAGUUGACGACAAGUGCAUUGAAAAGUAAAAGCUGCUGGCCUUUACCUUUUCUUUGUAAAAGCGCCUGUUCGGCCAGUAGUUAGUAAAGUAAUAUUUUCAGCGUUGUCCACAGUCUCAUGACAUGUUUAACACGAAGCACAGCACGCUGGUUAAGCUCAUGGCAAACUGUUACUAACAGCUAAAAUGAAAGCUUGUCUGUAUGUAGUCUAACUGGUUAGUUUGUCACUAAUCUCCAAAUUUUACAAAUUGCUAUAAACUUCACUCUCUUAAACCAGUAACAGUCUGAGCUGGACUGAUAGGAGUCUGUAUGGAUAAAGAUAAAAUCCUAAUGAUACCCAUCCCUACAGCUGGUUAGUGGCUUCACCCUGACUUUAGGCAGAUGAGAUAUUCACUGUUCAAAUAACUUCAUUAUAACCCUUGUUUAAGCAUAAAUGAUUUAUAUAUGCACCCAAUAACAGAACUUGCAAAAAAAUGCUUUUGCUCAAAGCUCAAAGCUUGUAAACUCAAGUUAAAACUGAGUUUUAUCUCCUUUUGGGAGGGGGUAUCUGUGUGUGUGUGUGUGUUUGUGUUUGUGUUUGUGUUUGAGGGGGGAGGGGAAGAGGAGUUGAUUGAGUCUGUGAGAAGCUGCCACAGAGAGGUUACAGUCAGGAGAGCCAAGAGCUGUCACAGAUGAUGAGCUCUGAAAAAUAUUAUCACAGAAAAUAAUUAGCAUAAAAGCUUUUAUUUUAAAUUUUUACAUCUGGGAAGUGUGAACUGUUACGCCAGCGUGUGCCCUGCGACCUGCGUUGACCCCGCGGUUGCCGGGGUCCCGCGGUCGCCGCUCCCCCGACGGGCGCCGGGUGCGAGGGCCCGUUCAACGCUGCUCGCAGCUUUAAUUAACUAAUUGAUUCAGCAAUAACAUGUUCAGUUAAUUCUCUGGAAGAUCUUAGGUGACAGUAGCUCAUACUCAAUUUGUAUUCUUUACCAAAAAAGGAAAAAAAAAGAAAAGAAAAAAAGAUUAAGGAAUUUCUCAGUAAGACCAGACUAGGUCUUAGUCCUAGAGAAGCCACACAGAUUUUUCUGAUUGGAUCAGAAGGGUUUUUUUUUCAUCCUCCAUAUUGUUUGAAAUCACAUUUUUGACUCCCUUCAGACCAAAUCUGGGAUCUGCCAAAAAAGAUCAAAGGUGAUUUUUUUCUCUAUUUAUUUUAUGUGUUCUCCUUUAGCCCUGGGUGCAGAAUAAGAAGCCAUAGAGCAGUGUAACUUUGUGAAACCCCCCCUCAUCGUUGCCUGGAAGGGUCAUAGUUUCCCCACAGAAGGAUGACAGAUGUUUCAAGACAGACCUCAGCCCCUGCAAGUGUUGUACUGCUGGUGUUCAGAACCAGUGGGAACUGUGAAGUUUGAAUCCUACGAGGUGAAAUCAGACAGUGGAAGAAGGAGGCCAGUUCAGCCUGUUAAGACUAUACCAGUAAAGAUCACAAUUCCCACUUACCCUGAACACAGCACAAGCCCUGAUCAGAUGCUUGUGUUUUACUGUACAUUCCUACUAACAGCAGUGUGAUGCCCCUCAGGGCCAGAGGUGUGUCUGAGAGCUGUGGGCCUGAUGGAUAUUUAUUUCUUUUGUAUUGUACAAAAAGAGUUUAUUUUCAUUAAAAUUGCUGACGGUAUUGUGAUUGAAA
Molecule: messenger RNA, 7182 nt
Organism: Lates calcarifer (barramundi perch)
Lineage: Eukaryota; Metazoa; Chordata; Actinopteri; Centropomidae
Gene: cry2
Product: cryptochrome circadian regulator 2
Exons: 13
Coding region: 159-2285 (708 amino acids)
Biological process (GO): circadian regulation of gene expression; negative regulation of DNA-templated transcription; entrainment of circadian clock by photoperiod
Cellular component (GO): nucleus; cytoplasm
Molecular function (GO): FAD binding; DNA binding
Source: RefSeq, a predicted model, not a curated record